This is a messenger RNA of Canariomyces notabilis, 1146 nucleotides long. RefSeq lists its product as uncharacterized. Bases 1 to 1146 code for a protein of 381 amino acids. Lineage: Eukaryota; Fungi; Ascomycota; Sordariomycetes; Sordariales; Chaetomiaceae. The transcript has 4 exons. The record is from RefSeq and is a predicted model, not a curated record.
AUGAGAGUAUCCUUUUCCCGGCUCGUCACCGCCGCGGCGGUGCUGGUCUCCUCUACAGUGGCACUUGACCCCUACAACUGCAACGGCACCGUCAAGGAGCGAAAUGGAGCAGACUUCAUCCUGGUCCGGCAAGCUGACAACCCAAACGUGGCUUCCCUCGCCAAAAUCUUCGCAGCCAAGGGCAAGAAUGUGUCGGUUGCCCACGUCUUCAACGACGGCAAUCACAAAAUGACCACCGAUCGGAACGGGUACAAGCACUGGGAGAAGACGGCAGAUUACGACGACGAGAACACCACGAAGUGGACGCCUCAGGGCGUGACUGGCACGUGGGAUGCUCUGGAUGCCGGGACAUACGAGGGCAAGGACGGAUGGCUAGUCUCGUGGUACACCGGCAGCGACGAUAGCGUCAGAAUCUCGUUUGUCGACAAGUCCAACGACAAGUAUCGCAACGCUCUGCUAGUGUAUCCGCAUGCUGCCGACAACUUCCGAGAAGUGCCAGUUCAUUCAGGCGGCAUUGUCUGGUACGGCAACACCCUGUGGGUGGUUGACACAAAAAACGGAAUCCGUGUCUUUGACAUGGACAACAUCUGGCAAGUAAGCAGCGGCGAUAACGUGGGCAAGAACGCCGACGGCACAUACUCGGCCAGAGGCUACAAAUAUGUCAUCCCGCAAAUCAGGUGGUACAAAUGGUCGGGUACCAAGCCCUUCCGCCACAGCUACGUCGCCCUCGACAGGACGACCAGCCCGGACAGCCUCAUCGUUGGCGAGUACCAAACCGACAGCAGCGCCGUCCCCGUGCGUGUGGUUCGCUAUCCGCUUGACUACACGACGCGCACACUGAAGGCGGGCUCCGACGGCAAGACCACCAAGGCCUCGUGGGCAUAUUGCCUGAACAUCGACAGCGUCCAGGGUGUGGUUUCGGCCAAGGGCAAGUUUUACAUUUCGUCAAGCAACGGCGCCGGCAAGAACGGUGACCUGUUUGCCUGGGUCCCAGGAUCGACCGCGCACAAAAAGACGGGCUUCUAUCCGCCAGGCCCGGAGGACCUCAGUUACGACAAGCGCAACGGCGGCAGGCUGUACACGGUGACAGAGCACCCCGGAAAACGGUACAUUGUCCCCAAAGCCAUCAGCGCGGUCGAUGCCUGA